AUGGCUGCCGCCGCGCCCGUCUCCGUUCCACUUAAGGACACCCACGUAUCGAGGGCAAGGAGGGUGAAGGUUGCGGCCUGUCACACGUGCGACGGAGGACCCGCGCUUGUUCGUGCCCGUGGCUCCUCCAGCUUCGACCUUGGUGAGAUCGACGAGCGUGCUCAAAAAGCUUGUUCCAUGUUACAUGCCUGUGCUGUGCACGCUCCUGAGCCCUCUUGUGUUGUGACCACCACGACCCUUGCCCCUGCAUUUCAGGGCAACAUGCUGUGGAUGCAGCCCAAGCUGCCAGCCAAGCUGGCGCGGAUCCGGGCAUUUCAUGAAACGUGUGCAGAAUUGUUUUUUGGCAUUUUGGCAUUGACACGCUUCGCAAUCACCUGCGGAAUCUCAGGCCAAUGUGCCCUUGCAGCAGCCGGGCCCCGCCACAAGGCCCGCAGGGGUUGGCAAAGCAUGCCUUCGUCAUGCUCUUGA
Molecule: messenger RNA, 468 nt
Organism: Symbiodinium natans
Lineage: Eukaryota; Dinophyceae; Suessiales; Symbiodiniaceae
Source: the annotation of a GenBank genome assembly